GCGCAGCCCCCGCGGGAGGGGCGGGCAGCAGCGCCCGGGGAGCGGCGGGGCCGGGCCGGGAGCCCGGGCGCUCAGGAUGUUCCCGCAGGGACGGCACCCGCCCCCGCUCCAGCCCGGGCAGCCCUUCAAGUUCUCGGUGCUGGAAAUCUGCGACCGCAUCAAGGAGGAAUUCCAGUUCCUGCAGGCGCAGUACCACAGCCUGAAGCUGGAAUGCGAGAAGCUGGUGAGCGAGAAGACGGAGAUGCAGAGACAUUAUGUCAUGUACUACGAGAUGUCCUACGGCCUGAACAUUGAAAUGCACAAGCAGGCAGAGAUUGUCAAGAGACUGAGUGCCAUUUGUGCCCAGAUUAUUCCUUUCCUGACGCAGGAGCACCAGCAGCAGGUCCUGCAGGCAGUGGAACGGGCCAAGCAGGUGACCAUGGGGGAGCUGAACAGCAUCGUCGGGCAGCAGCAGCUUCAGCACCUCUCCCACCACGCAUCCCCCCUCCCGCUGACACCCCACCCCUCCAGCAUGCAGCCCUCUAGCCUGAGUGGGGCCAGCGGCACCGCGGGGCUCCUGGCCCUCUCGGGGGCACUGAUGGCACAGCUGGCCACCAAGGAGGACAGAGUGGCCCAGGAUGGGGAGAACAGAGAACACACCCCAAGCCGGAGCAUUUCUUCUUCCCCUCCCGAGAGCCUGCAGGACGAGGAGCGGACGGGGCUGAAGCGCAAGCGGGAGGAGAAGGAGCUGCCUGGGCAUUCUGACAGCGAUGGGGACAAGAGUGACUACAACCUGGUGGUGGACGAGGACCCUCCCUCGGAGGCCGGCAGCCCUGGCCACUCGCCCGGCCCCUGCCCGGCUGCACCGCGCCGGGAGCUGCCCGAGAGCCCCGCGUCCAUCGGCUCCAGCGGGAGCGCUGCACCCCUCCAGCCCAAGGAGCAGAACCCGACCGACUCUGUGGCCAGCGCUCCCACCUCCAAGCCCUCCUCUUCCUCGCCACCCCGUGACUCCCUCACGCCUGGCCCCGGGCCCAGCUCGGCUGUCCCGCUCCGGCCACCCCCGGCCAAGGCCCCCAGCACCGACACCGUCACUCUCCGCAGCCCCCUGAGCUCCUCCAGCCCCUACACAUCCUCCCUGGGGAUGCCCCACGCCGCCCUCAGCGGGGAGCUCCCGGCCCCCGGCCUCUACAUGGGCAUCCACCUCUCACCCCAGGUCAGCAGCGCGGUGCUCUACGGCCGUUCCCCCAUGGUGGCGUUUGAGUCACACCCUCACCUGAGGGCUUCUGCCCUCUCCUCUUCGCUCUCCACCAUCGCUGGAGGGAAGCCUGCCUACUCCUUCCACGUCAGCGCCGACGGGCAGAUGCAGCCGGUGCCUUUCCCCCCCGACGCCCUCAUCGGCUCCGGCAUCCCCCGGCACGCGCGGCAGCUGCACACCCUGAGCCACGGCGAGGUGGUCUGUGCCGUCACCAUCAGCAACUCCACACGACACAUCCUGCACGUCACCAAACCCGACAAGUACCAGCUGCACCUCCACGAGAGCUGUGUCCUCUCUCUCAAAUUCGCCUCCUGCGGGAAGUGGUUUGUGAGCACGGGGAAGGACAACCUGCUCAACGCCUGGCGGGCGCCCUACGGAGCCAGCAUCUUCCAGUGUAAGGAGUCCUCGUCAGUCCUGAGCUGUGACAUCUCUGUCAAUGACAAGUUCAUCGUUACGGGCUCUGGUGAUAAGAAGGCCACAGUCUAUGAGGUGGUUUACUGACUCCUGUCGCCAUCCCUGCUCCAUCAGGAAAGGGGGCACACCUUGCCCAAAGCCACCAAGGUUCACAGAGGCCUCCAGUGUUGGACCUGCCCUCCUGCAGCUCUUCUUUUCUUCCUCCUCCCCUGCUUUCAGACUCCAAACAAAGGCCCCAGCCCCAUUCUCCUGCACGGGGCUGGAGGGCUGGGUGUGUAGCCUGGCAUCUCCUGAGGCUGGGCAAGGGCUGGGCUGGACAGCCUGGGCACUGUCUGUCCCUCAGGCUGGCUGCACAGGGAGCUAGACAAAGCCUGAGAGCGUGUGUCUCCUGAAUUACUGCUACUGAUUUAAUGGCACCCAUUUUCUGCUGCAGAAACAGCUGUAAAUUAUCAGUAAAGAAAUGUAUUUAACUAUGUUUUCAAUCCCUUACUAAUAAAAAUGAACAAAAGAA
Molecule: messenger RNA, 2159 nt
Organism: Parus major (Great Tit)
Lineage: Eukaryota; Metazoa; Chordata; Aves; Passeriformes; Paridae
Product: TLE family member 2, transcriptional corepressor
Exons: 18
Coding region: 77-1735 (552 amino acids)
Biological process (GO): regulation of DNA-templated transcription; negative regulation of canonical Wnt signaling pathway
Cellular component (GO): nucleus; transcription regulator complex
Molecular function (GO): transcription corepressor activity; protein binding
Source: RefSeq, a predicted model, not a curated record